GCUCAGUCGCUGAGGAAUGUCAACUCAAUAUUCGCUCAGUCCUCAAUUCAUGCUGCUGUCCAACAUGACUCAGUUUAGCCCCAAGUUCUACCUCACAAGCUUUCCUGGAUUGGAAGCCAUCGAACACUGGAUUUUCAUCCCUUUUUUCUUUAUGUACCUGGUGGCCAUCUCAGGCAAUUGUUUCAUUCUGAUAAUUAUUAAGACCAACCCUCGUCUGCACACAUCCAUGUACUAUCUACUAUCCUUGCUGGCCCUCACCGACCUGGGACUGUCAGUGUCCACCUUGCCUACCACCAUGGGGAUCUUUUGGUUCAAUUCCCGUAGUAUCUACUUUGGAGCCUGCCAAAUCCAGAUGUUCUGCAUCCACUCAUUUUCCUUCAUGGAGUCCUCAGUGCUACUCAUCAUGUCCUUUGACCGCUUUGUGGCUAUCUGCCACCCCCUGAGGUACUCAGUCAUUAUCACUGACUGGCGAGUAUUCAGAGCAGGUCUGAUUGUCAUCCUCCGGGGACCUGUGGCUCUUGUCCCUAUUAUCUUUCUCCUGAAGGCAUUUCCCUACUGUGGGCCUCUAGUCCUCUCCCACUCAUUUUGCUUACACCAGGAAGUGAUACAUCUGGCUUGCACAGACACCACUUUCAACAACUUGUAUGGGCUGACACUGGUUGUUUUUACUGUGAUGCUGGAUCUAGUGCUCAUCGCACUGUCCUACGGACUAAUCCUGCACACAGUGACAGGCCUGGCCUCACAAGACGAGCAGCUCCGAGCCUUCCAAACGUGCACGUCUCAUCUCUGUGCUGUGUUAAUAUUCUUUGUGCCCAUGAUGGGGCUGUCCCUGGUGCACAGGUUUGGGAAGCAUGCCCCACCUGCUGUUCACCUCCUUAUGGCCAAUAUCUACCUUUUUGUGCCUCCCAUGCUUAACCCAAUCAUUUACAGUAUUAAGACUAAGGAGAUCCGCCAUGCUAUCAUCAAGCUCCUAGGCCUUAGACGAGCCAAUCCUGAGUCCUGGAACUAAAACUGCCAUGGAAUACCUAUAAG
Carlito syrichta (Philippine tarsier) is the source of this 1032-nucleotide messenger RNA. Its product is annotated as olfactory receptor 51M1. Gene Ontology annotation, biological process: G protein-coupled receptor signaling pathway. The coding region runs from base 17 to 1009 and encodes 330 amino acids. Gene Ontology annotation, molecular function: G protein-coupled receptor activity; olfactory receptor activity. NCBI's taxonomy places the organism in Eukaryota, Metazoa, Chordata, Mammalia, Primates, Tarsiidae. The transcript has a single exon. The record is from RefSeq and is a predicted model, not a curated record. Gene Ontology annotation, cellular component: membrane.